Molecule: messenger RNA, 1516 nt
Organism: Colletotrichum destructivum
Lineage: Eukaryota; Fungi; Ascomycota; Sordariomycetes; Glomerellales; Glomerellaceae
Exons: 2
Coding region: 509-1078 (189 amino acids)
Source: RefSeq, a predicted model, not a curated record
GUUCCGACUUCUCCUCCUCUUCUUUUCUCCCCUUCCUUCUUCUUCAACAACUUUGUUCAAUCGUCGUCGUCCUUGCUGUGCGUUGCAGGACCGUGUGUUGUCACUCGCUCUCUACCUACCUUCGUUAUCAUCCUUCCAGUCACUCUCUAAUAUUGUCCCCCCCUUGGAAUUCCAGCUUGCAUUCACUCAGCUGUUAUUAUCCGUCCUAUCGUUAAUCCCGCUCACUAUCCCGUCUACCACCCGCCCGCCCACCACCAAACCCCCCCUCACCCGAAAUACCAAACCCAAAAAUAACCACGACAACCAGAAACAAGUGCAUUCUUUACGACUUUCCACGACGGCCUGCAAAGAGAAGACUUAAUCCCUUACACGUCCUCUCGUUAAUAAUUGCGUCGAAUACCGCUCCCUGACCGCCGAAACGAACCACUUUCUUUCCAGCAGAGCCCACUCUAAAAACGGACAUAUUUGCAGUAAUAUUAACCAAGCCCUCUUACGAUCGAUCCGCAAGAUGCCUUCCAUCCAGAACCUCAUUACCCGGGACGCCUCCUCCGGUAUUGUCCGCCGCGACGACGAUGGCAGCGACAUGCUCAACCUCAUGAUCGUGGUCCUCGCCCUGGUCUUCUUCGCCCUUCUCCUCGUUUCCACACUCUUCCUCAUGCGCCGCAUCCGCAAACAACAACGGCAAGAAGCGAUGCUUCCCACCUACCGAGAGGUCAAGGGUGGCGGCGCCCGCAACCACCACAACCUCACCAUCCAGACAAGUCAGGACGGCCGCUCAAGCGUCCUGUACAUCGGCCAGGACGGACGUUCGCCGAUGCUCCAGAACCCCCAGUCCGCCCCUCACUCUCCCGACAACGUUCCCGAGAUCCACAUCACCUUCCCUGACGAGCAGGACGAGGGCGGUCGCCGCAAGAGCGGCCGUGUGCUCGUCGUCCGCGUCGGCGACGGCGGCUCCGUCGGCCUCGAGCCCGUUCGCGACGAGCAGCUUCCGGCCUACGAGAAGGACAGCAAGUCGCAGUUCUACUCUGUCGACAUGGACUCGAUCGGCGGCCUGCGGGAGAAGGAGCGCUUCAACUAAGCAACACACCAGUUCAAUCGUCCACGUGGUCCUUCCCACGCUGCCCGGACAACAAAACCAAGCUGUACAGAUCGUCACCCGCUGUACAAACAAAUCACUCAGCGUUUUUCUCGACAUGGCAUGGCGUUCGACGACACACUUCUAUACCCUGCGCACCGAUGACUUUGAUCAAUGCAUGAUCCGCAAACGGAGGAUCGGCCAGUGUUCUGUGGAGUUAUCGCGCGUCGCGACACAUUAGGAUAUGGCUCGGGCGCAACAAUUACGUACAUAAACUAACGACUACCCCGGGAAGCCUGUCCCGCGGUGUGAACGACGACAGGAUUCACCGUGUGGUGAAGGCGGAAUGCCGGGUUGUAGAAUAUUUGUAUAUUCUAAUGCUGUAUAAUUUCCUUCGUCCUCACUACAAUUGACCAUAGCCGGGGAACUCUGGCUUCCCAC